This is a messenger RNA of Nycticebus coucang (slow loris), 2866 nucleotides long. RefSeq names its product fatty acid hydroxylase domain containing 2 (gene FAXDC2). Gene Ontology annotation, molecular function: iron ion binding; C-4 methylsterol oxidase activity. Lineage: Eukaryota; Metazoa; Chordata; Mammalia; Primates; Lorisidae. The record is from RefSeq and is a predicted model, not a curated record. The coding region runs from base 155 to 1156 and encodes 333 amino acids. Gene Ontology annotation, biological process: sterol biosynthetic process. The transcript has 9 exons.
UAAUGAGAUCACUGUGGCCAGCCUCCAGACUGAGUAACAACAGGGGUAGCCAGUUGCACAAGCGGCCGCCACCAAAGCAGGGGGUGCUGAAAGAGAAGAGGAGGCAGGCUUGAUUGACCUGUCGCUAGGACCUUGGAAACAGCCCACUGCAGAGAUGAAGGGAGAAGCUAGAAGUAUGCUACACAAGGACGAGUCAAAGCAGGAGGGACAUAUCUGGGGCUCCAUGAGGAGGACCAUUUUAAUCCUGGGCUCUGGCCUUCUCUUGUUUGUGGCCUUCUGGAACUCAGUCACAUGGCAUCUUCAGAGAUUUUGGGGUGCUUCUGGCUACUUUUGGCAAGCCCAGUGGGAAAGGCUGCUGUCUACAUAUGAAGGGAAGGAGUGGAUCCUCUUCACUAUAGGAGCCAUCCUAGUGCCUGCUCUGUUCUUCUGGUGCUUGAAUGGGCUUCUGCUGGUGGUCGACACAACUGGAAAACCAAACUUCAUUUCCCGCUACCGAAUUCAGGCUGGCAAGAACGAACCUGUGGACCCUGUGAAGCUACGCCAGUCUAUCCGCACAGUUCUUUUCAACCAGUGUAUGAUCUCUCUCCCCAUUAUAGUCGUCCUCUAUCCCUUCCUCAAGUGGUGGGGAGACCCCUGCCGCCGUGAGUUGCCUACCUUCCACUGGUUCCUCCUGGAGCUGGCGAUUUUCACCCUGAUUGAGGAAGUCUUAUUCUACUAUUCACACCGACUCCUUCACCACCCAGCAUUCUAUAAGAAAAUCCACAAGAAACACCACGAGUGGACAGCUCCCAUUGGUGUGAUCUCUUUAUAUGCCCACCCUAUAGAGCAUGUGGCCUCCAACAUGCUGCCGGCAAUGGUGGGUCCUUUACUAAUGGGCUCCCAUUUAUCCUCUAUCACCACGUGGUUUUCUUUGGUCCUCAUCUUCACCACCAUCUCGCACUGUGGCUACCACCUACCCUUCCUGCCUUCACCUGAAUUCCACGACUACCACCAUCUCAAGUUCAACCAGUGCUACGGGGUGCUGGGGGUGCUGGACCACCUCCACGGGACUGACACCAUGUUUAAGCAGACCAAGGCCUAUGAGAGGCACACCCUCCUGCUGGGCUUCACUCCACUGUCUGAGAGCAUCCCUGACUCACUGAAGAAGAUGGAGUGAGAGGGCUCUAGUGUCAUCCUGGCUGUCCCUUCAGCAGCAGCACACCGAGGUGUCCAAGGCCUCCUAACUACACCUAACAGCUCCUUCUGGUGCUGGGGUGGGGGAACCAGAUAUCUAUCACUUUGCCCCUUCCUGUCUGUUCCAAAAGGCUCUUCUCACACCCUUCUUCUCAAGACAGGGCCAGGACACCCUGACAAAACAUUACAGGAGGUCUCAGUUCUUGAUGUGCCAGAUGGCAGCCCCCUCUUCCCUCCAGCACAUACACACUAAGUCGAUGACAUUUCAACUCUGCCCCACCACAAAUGUCUUCCUUCUGGAAAAUAAAAUCACAGGAGCUCCUCCCUGGAUUAAAACUGAGACACCAAAGAGAUGCAGUCCAGUGGAAACCAAAGACCAAACCUUGAGGAACUACUAAGCUGAGGGCCCUUUUACUCACAAGGGGGAAGAGUCAGAGUUGCUGCCCUUUGGAAAUGCCCAACUGAGGCCCUGUUUGAAACAAGUAGCCUGUUUGAAUCAGGACCAGAGGAUUAGAACCUUUCUCCCCGAUUAGCCUAGAAAAACAUGGCUGAGCAAAGGGCAAAACCUUUCCCCCUCCCAAAUGGCAAACCACCUCUUCCAACACCAUUUAUUCAGGAUGAUUUUUUUUUUUUUACUAGAAACAUUAUCUAAAAACCACAGCCUGGUGUAGUAGCAUGUGCCUGUAAGUGCCAGCUACUCUGGAUGCUGAGACAAAAGGAUUACUUAAGCUCAGGAGAGUUUGAGACCAGCCGUAACAACCUGGGAAGACACCAUCUUAAAAACAAAAUCACAGAGCUGCUUGGGUUCAAGUGGUUUCUGUUCUGACCUCCCUUUAGCACCCAGAUACAGCCAGAAAGUCUGUUGCUCCCAAGAACAAUUUGAAGACCAUUCGGAUUUGAAUCAGAAAGAUCCCUGCUAUCGUUCACUGAAUUUUUAUGCACUUUGUGUUUAUUUCUAACUUGCAGUUCUCUUUUUUUUUUUUUGUAGAGACAGAGUCUCGCUGUACUGCCCUCGGGUACAGUGCCGUGGCGACACACGGCUCACAGCAACCUCUAACUCUUGGGCUUACGCGAUUCUCUUGCCUCAGCCUCCCGAGUAGCUGGGACUACAGGCGCCCGCCACAACACCCGGCUAUUUUUUUGUUGCAGUUUGGCCGGGGCUGGGUUUGAACCCGCCACCCUUGGCAUAUGGGGCCGGCGCCCUACUCACUGAGCCACAGGCGCCGCCCUGUAACUUGCAGUUCUCUGUUAAGAAAACUACUUGCUGGGCAGCGCCUGUGGCUCUACAGAGUAGGGCGCUGGUCCCAUAUGCUGGAGAUGGUGGGUUCAAAGCCAGCCCCGGCCAAAAACUGCAAAAAAAAAAAAAAAAGAAAACUAUUUGCUAUGGCUUUUAAAAAAAACUUCUAACAUCUGACAGGGCUAAGUCUUCAGACUGGACUAUCAGAAUGGUCUUCUUCCUAUCAACCCUAGGACCCUGGAGGACUUGCCCAAUAGGCCAACUGAUCACUUACCAGGCAAAUCCUCCCUGGCCUUCCAACCUUGCCUGCCCUCCUCUGGCCUUGGUGGACCCAGCUCCCUCCGUAGGAUGGUUUGUGCCCUUAGCUUCUAGUACAUCAAAGCCUAAGUUCUGACAGCUACUGGCUUGUAACCAUCACCUGUUCCUACAAAUAAAGAUUUGCGGGAAAAAAGACAA